Cuculus canorus (common cuckoo) is the source of this 5069-nucleotide messenger RNA. It is a transcript of the gene KCNG1, whose product is annotated as potassium voltage-gated channel modifier subfamily G member 1. Lineage: Eukaryota; Metazoa; Chordata; Aves; Cuculiformes; Cuculidae. Gene Ontology annotation, biological process: regulation of delayed rectifier potassium channel activity; potassium ion transmembrane transport; protein homooligomerization. The record is from RefSeq and is a predicted model, not a curated record. Gene Ontology annotation, cellular component: membrane; voltage-gated potassium channel complex. The transcript is spliced from 3 exons. The coding region runs from base 2306 to 3835 and encodes 509 amino acids. Gene Ontology annotation, molecular function: delayed rectifier potassium channel activity.
UUCGGUGGCAUAAUAUCGAUCUAUACCAAUAAAUGGCAAACCCUGUACUUUUUUAAAAGCUAUUUAAGAGGUUGUUCUGAAUAUCACUCACUAAAAUUCGUUGGCAUGAAUGUAUUUCACAGCAGGAUAAUGAUUACAGUUGUUAGUUUUAAUGUAUUUCAGAACAUUUACCUGGGCUUGUAAGUUACCUGCAAAGUUGCUUCGCUUCUGAUUAUUACUGGCAGAAUAAGGUUCAGCUUUAUAAAACCAAACGCUAUCAUAUUUGUCAUAGUUCAGUUUGUAGGUUGCCAUAAGAUGCCAAAAAAGCGUAACUCUGUCCAGAUCAAGGAAAGCAAUAUACAGCUAUGAGCCUACUUUUUCAGAUUAUAGGUUUUUCAGGACAGGUUUUUUCAUAUUAUGCAUUGACCUUUGUAAGUUUGGCUUUGAUUUGGCUGGAAGUUCACUUUGCAAGCUGAGUUGAAGUUUGAGAUCGGUUCUUACUAUGUAGAGAGCUGCAUGAGUACAGCUUCAGGAGGGUACCCUGACAGUGUUGAUACAGUAUGGAAAUCAUGUGUCAGAAGACAGCUGAGUUUGACACUGCUUGAAAAUGCUGCUUAUUUUAACUAUGGGAGGAACAAAGGAAAUAUCACUAAACUGCAAAGCAGUUUCUCCAUGGUAUUCUUUCAAAAAGUCACUGUAUUCAUAUCCACCUUGCACUGAAAUCUGAAACUUUUUUUUUUAAACUAUAUUUACAAAUGGUAAAAAGCAACAGAGAGAAGUUCCAGGCACUGGGAUUGAUAGAAGACUCUAUGGGAGAGUAAUGUAUCUUCCUUGCAUGCUUGUUAUCGCCAAGGCACAACUUUGAAUUGUCUGCAUCACAGAGCAGUAUCAGGACUCCUUGCAGGAGCUCUGAUUACAUCAGAGAUGCACUGCAGAAUUCAAAAUACUGCAGAGGACACUGAGUGGGGGAAACAACACUUGCAGUAGAAUUUCAGCAUGUUACUCAAGAUUUCUAUUUCUUUCCUUCAGAAGGGCACCUUUAAUAAUUCUUUCCCCAUUGUCUAGGAGCCUGGCACCCUUCCUGAAUUGCUGCUGAAGGUAGGGGCAGCACAGAUCUCUAAUUUGAUUCCUUCACCAGACAUAAUGGAUAAGAAUAUCAUCUUGUGCAGGCGAGAUUUUUGAAAAGAUGUUAUAUCUUGCUUCGCAUGCUCACCAGACUAUUGAGAGUUACCAAGAGCCCGAGCUGUGGGCCAGUUAUUCUGUAUUACUGUAGUUUCUAGAAGCCAGAACAGCGAUCGGGAUUGUAUAAUGUAGUAAGAGGUAGUUCUUGCCUCAGUAAGCUUAUAAACAAAAUAGAAAACAAUGCUUAGAGAUGAAGUUAUUUGCCCAAGAUGAGAACACAUUAUCAGCAAGGGAGCUGGAGAGAUGAUCUGGGCUUCACUAACUCCCAGGCAUUCAAAGGGCAGAAUGCGAUCUCAGACAAGGAGGGAUUUUUACCACUGGGCCUUACUUAAAUGGAGCAGUUUUAUUUGAGUAUUUUACUGUUACAGCAUAUCCUUGUUUAACUGUUGGGAAAAUUGUUGCUAUAGGCUAAUGUGUUUCUCUGACCUUAUAUUCCACUGUGCUGUCUUUAGUUCUUAAUGCAUUUCUUACAGCCAUCCCCAAUGUCAUCAGUCUGCAAUGUAUCUAUAAAACAGUUUGGUCAUUUUUUAAGCUCAAUAGCAAAAACCUCUUUCCAUUAAUUAGAUCUUUCCCAUCUUAAAGCAGUGCUAAUCAUCAUUCUGUAGAAGCACCUUCCGAAGGAAAACAAGAAACAUACAGAGAAAUAUAUGGGUUUACUUCUUUCACCGUUCUUCAAGCCAGGCCAUCUUUUCUGUUGUCCUUUAUUUUCUCCUUAUUCUCCUCUGUUAGAUACGAUGCUAUGUAUAUCUUAGGCAAAGAACAUGUAAAUAACACAUAGACAGCAUCGAAUACUGUAGCUGCCUGUGUGGGAUCUGUGGGCUUGCCAGUUCUGGUUAUGGAAAAAGGAGGAGUUAGCUUUCAUAAAUGCAGCCAUUCAGUGUAUCACAUGGGGGAUUAAUUUGUCCAAUUUAUUGUUUUGCACAGGUCAAGAAGCUGGAAGUGAAGAAAUAAAUUUUUUUUUCUUUGCUCUGUUGUUUCUCAGUUGAUGCCUUAGGGUUACAGCAUGUCUGACACACGCAGAACAUUUACAUUUCCCUCUCCCCAUUUCUUCCCAUUGUGUCAACAAUGGAUGCUGUGGGAGAUCAAACCACUGACAGAGAAGACACUUGCAGAAUAGCAAAGUGAUGUGAAGUUAUCUGCCAAGAUGACUCUUCUACCUGGAGAAAAUUCCGACUAUGACUAUAGUGCCCUGAGCUGUGCUUCAGAUACUUCCUUCAACCACACAUUCUUCCCAGAAACAGAAACCCUUAAGGGAGUCUUUUACCAAAGAGCCAAGCUAAUUCAUCCUCAAGAGGAUCUCUUGAAAGGCUUUCACCCUGAUGAUCGGAAGCAUCAUAUCAUUAUAAACGUAGGGGGCAUUAAAUAUUUGCUGCCAUGGACCACGCUUGAUGAAUUCCCAUUGACACGUUUGGGACAACUAAAAUUCUGUAACAAUUUUGACGACAUUCUAAACAUCUGUGAUGAUUAUGAUGUGACGUGUAAUGAAUUCUUUUUUGACCGCAAUCCAGGAGCAUUCAGGACAAUCCUGACCUUUUUGCGGGUCGGAAAACUUCGGCUCUUGCGUGAGAUGUGUGCACUGUCUUUCCAAGAGGAGCUGCUGUACUGGGGAAUUGAGGAAGACAACUUGGAAUGGUGUUGUAAAAGGAGAUAUCUGCAAAAAAUGGAGGAGUUUACAGAAAUUAAUGAACGGGAGGAUGACCUCAUAGAAAAUGAAACAACAGGUGAAACAGUAGAGGAGACAAAAAUUGGCUCAUGCAUGAAAAAGUUGCAAGAUAUGGUGGAAAGGCCCCAGUCUGGCCUCCCUGGAAAGGUGUUUGCUUGUUUGUCUGUUUUAUUUGUAACUAUUACAGCAGUGAACUUAUCCAUCAGCACCAUGCCUGACCUGAGGGAGGAGGAGGAAAAGGGCGAGUGUUCCCAGAUGUGCUACAAUAUUUUCGUUGUGGAGUCUGUCUGUGUGGCAUGGUUUUCCCUGGAGUUCCUGCUAAGAUUCAUCCAGGCAAAGAGCAAAUUUGCAUUUUUGCGGAGACCGUUAACCCUGAUAGACAUAAUAGCCAUUCUGCCAUACUACAUCACUUUGCUAGUAGACACCACUUCAGUGGGCUAUAAAAAGCCCAGCUCUGGGAGCAUCUACCUGGACAAAGUAGGUCUGGUCCUCCGCAUUCUCCGUGCCUUGAGGAUUCUCUACGUCAUGCGGCUGGCCAGGCACUCGCUGGGGCUGCAGACGCUGGGGCUGACCGCUCGCAGAUGCACCCGGGAGUUUGGUCUCUUGCUGCUCUUCCUCUGUGUGGCCAUCGCUCUGUUUGCACCACUGCUGUAUGUCGUUGAGAACGAGAUGGCGGACUCGCAGGAGUUUACCAGCAUCCCUGCAUGCUACUGGUGGGCUGUCAUCACCAUGACCACAGUAGGCUACGGAGAUAUGGUUCCCAGAAGCAUUCCUGGCCAAGUGGUGGCACUGAGCAGCAUACUGAGUGGCAUCCUCCUCAUGGCAUUUCCAGUCACCUCCAUCUUCCACACUUUUUCACGCUCCUACAUUGAGCUAAAGCAAGAACAGGAAAGAAUAAUGUACAGGAGAGCACAGUUCUUAUUAAAAACAAAGUCUCAGAUAAGCAACGCGUCACAAGGGAGCGAUAUUUUAUUCCCCAGUAUCUCUUCUGAGGCUAGGGACAAUGAAUGAAAUUUAAGUUACUAUUUCUCCUGAUGUCAAGUAAUGUUUUGUUGUAUCCGAUUCCAUCUUUUAAUUUGUUUUGGAAGCAUUUUACAAAGGUAACCCUCAUAUUAAAAUGAAGAAAAGGAGCUAUUAACCAGGAACUGAUGUGGUUUAAGAAAUCUGUUAUUAAGCCAUUUCCAACCCCAAAGUGUAAUGUAUAGGACAGAUCUUUCACAGUGGGAUUUUAGGAAUUAAAAGUUCUCUGACAAAAAAAUAACCAAUAACAUAUAAUUAUGUUCAUGACAGCCUGGUUUGCCAUUUGCAAUACACAUUUUUCCAACAGAAUCACAAUGUAUAUAAUCAUUAAACAGGCUGCCAUUUUUCAUGUUCUUCUUGUAUGUAAAUAAUGUAAAUAUAAUAAAAUGGCUGAAUUCUCUCCCAGUAAAACACCUUAGAGCAUAAUGAAAAUAACCACAGAUGUUUGUCCCACUGUGCUCUUAAAAAAAUAUUAAGUAAGCUUUGUCAUUCACUACAGCAACUGCACAUUUCUUUGUAAGUCAGCCCUAAGCAGCAGAAAAGAAGGAUUGAGCUGUUGGUAUCAUAAACUUGCUACAAGUAUAAAUACUUACAGCUCACCAGCUUCAAAAUUUAAUUGAGGUUACAGUGUUGAUCCUCUGUCAUUAAAUGCAGUAUUCCCAGGACCAAAGUCUUUGAGUUUUGUAAUAUUUAAUAUUAUAAUCAAGAAGUUACUAGCUUCAAAUCAAAUGAAAUAUGCAUGAUGAGAUUCCACUCAUACCCGACCAUCUGUUUCCAUGUUUCCACUUUACCUCGGAUAUGAAACAGAAUUAAAAGAGGCCUGUUUCCAGGGGACACCCUACCAUUACUUGGCAAAUCAACGCUGCAGAUACCCAUUCACAUUCAGCUUUUGGUUCUUCAAAACGAGCAGAAAAUAUAUGGCCAUGGGAAGUUGCCAAUGGUGAAAAAAAGGAAUUUGACUCAUGGAGUGGAGAGGUACUGACAGCUUUAUCCUUUGCUGUCCUCAGAUGUGGAGGACUGAAGGCUUUAUUAACUGUACCUUUGUCGUCAUUACAUGCAUCACAGUAGCGGAGAUGGUUUUAAAUAGGAUAUGAAAAAGCAAUUAAGGCCCCAAACCACAACUAUGUGCUCUUCAUCCACAUGUGUGUCUUGGUUUAGGUUCCCCUGCUCAAGACAGUAGGGUCACGUGGGUCAAUGAGACACUCAGGUUUGGCACAGGUUUCUA